This is a messenger RNA of Maudiozyma saulgeensis, 1161 nucleotides long. Lineage: Eukaryota; Fungi; Ascomycota; Saccharomycetes; Saccharomycetales; Saccharomycetaceae. The record is from the annotation of a GenBank genome assembly.
AUGUGCGUCCGAUUUGUAACGAAAGCUAUCGAAUAUGAAAACAGAAAAUGCUGCAUUAUUUUGCAAAAUGAAAAUGGGCCAUGUGCACUCAUAGCAUUAGUAAAUGUACUUCUCCUAGAUCCUAAAUUUGAAAACAUCACCGGAGAUCUAAAGACCUUGGUAAAUGAUUCAAACAAUGUGGAGCUAGAAGAUAUAUUACAGGCGGUUGCAUCUAUUGCAUUGUAUAUCACAGACAACAACCUCAAUACAACCCAGACAAUACAUGGAAGCUUAGAUGUUGAAUAUUUGAAGGAUGAAUCUGAUAUGUCCAAAUUAUUUGCAAUUUUACCAAGUUUAAACGCAGGUUUAAAUGUCAACCCUAAUUUUGAUGGAACUUUCGAGAAUUCUGCAGAACUUGCGCUCUUUAGGCUAUUUGGCGUACCCCUAGUACAUGGAUGGAUAAUGGAAAACGAUCACAAUGAACUUUCAAAGUUAUCAUAUGAUGAAGCGCUUAAUGUUGUUGCUCAUGCUGAAGAAUUAUGUGAUGAUACUGAACAGCACGAUACCACUAAUGAUACAUGUGUAUUUGAAAAGGCUACCAUUUUAAAAGCGUUUCUUAAUAAUUCCUCGACACAGUUAACAUCUAAUGGUAUACAAUACUUAAUCAAAACCCUAUCCAACAACUCCCUAAGUGUAUUAUUUAGAAAUGAUCAUUUUGCGACAAUUCUUAAGAGGGAUGAUAUAUUGUACACAUUAAUUACAGAUUUAGGGUAUAGUAGACAACCUAGUAUUAUUUGGGAGUCGUUAAUGUCAAUCGACAGUUUCCUUAAUGACUUCUGUGAUAGUCAUUUUAGGAAGAGCGAAGCUAUCCAGGAAGAUAUAUCAGCUGAUAAAGAAAUGAAUGAUAAGGCUGAUGAAGUGAAUUCAAUCGAUAGAAAAAUAGCUUUACAAUUGCAAGAAGAAGAGGAUAGGAUAAUAGCAGAAUCAAUGAAUAAAUCUUUAAAUAAGAGAGUAGACGAACGAAAAUUGAAACCACCACAAAAGUCACAUAAGAAAAAGAUAAAACAUCGAAAAGAUACAACAAAACAUGCCCAACAACUAAGGACUCCAAAAGUAUCUCGACCCCAACAUAAUAGCACCGCUUCAAAUCUGAAAUCUAGUGGUUCCUGUAUAAUUACAUAA